Molecule: messenger RNA, 1570 nt
Organism: Linum tenue
Lineage: Eukaryota; Viridiplantae; Streptophyta; Magnoliopsida; Malpighiales; Linaceae
Source: the annotation of a GenBank genome assembly
GUCACUACUGUACAUUAUUUUGUCGUUUUGUGGCAAAUGCUAAAGGCCUUUUGGUGAACCUCUACGGCGGGCGUCCUCCCACGGCACACAUGCGUCGUCUCUUUCGGACCAGCCCACCUCUGUCUAUGACACUCAGCCAUGCUUUCCGUAACUAAAAAUUCGUUUCCUCCCUGUUGCCUGGCCCGAUCCCAAACGAGCUUCCCAUAGCCUCUGCCACGUCUCAUCAGUUGCAGAUAAGCAUGCUUUCCCAUAUCACAAUCUCAACCACAAAAUCUACAUUGGCACGCCACCCCUUCAAUUAUCUCCCAUCGGCCCAUCCCCUUACUACUUUGAUUUGCUUCUAAACAUUGCAACCUCUGCAAACCUACUCAACCACUUCGCCGCCCAUUCUUUUCUACAUCGGCAAAGAAUAAGAGGAAGGAAGGAGGAGGAGAACAAAAACCCUCCCAGCUCUCUCUCUCUCUCUCUCUGUGUAUGGAAGGAGGAGAAGAAGAAUCCGACGAAGAAAAAGAUCUCACACCUUGCUCGAGUUCAUCUUAUUCUACAAACUCAUCUAUAGAUUCCUCUUUCCCUCUAGUGAUCAUGGUUCGGAUCCGUAUCUCUCCAUCUCGAACAAGGAGUGGUUUCGACAAAGAGAAACCAGUUUGAAAAGGGUCUCUUGAGCUAUCUUUUCUGGAAAUGGCAAGCCGUUGCAGCAUUCAUGAGUGGUUGGGGAGGGAACGACAAGUAGCAGAGAAGGAUGAAGGAGGCUGGGUUGGAUGAGGAAGUAGCAAUAGUUGAGCUAGAAGAUUCUGAUAGAGGGUCUGGAAACGCUUCUGCUGCAAGGACCAACCAGCCAAUGAGAGUUCAGAUCGUUGGUUCAACACCCACAUCUAUGUGCGCCCAUUCAGAUGUUUCAAUAUUUAGUGAUCUAACAAAAUUGCUUCUAGAAGAUCUAAACAUCCAAUCAGCUAAAUACAACCUCAACCCUCAGCUAAACACGCUCUGCGGCAUAGCCGCUGUUCAAGGAUUGCCUGAGGCAAGGAGAUUAAUAGAGCAUCGAAAGGUGGAACACAUUCUGGUCUCCAGACAUGAUCAAGAAGUGGUCCAGUCGUCUUCGGAGCUCAAGCAUAUGGUUCAUGUUCUUCUGGAAUACAACAAUUAGUUAGGAAGUCAGGAAUGGAAAUCUGGAAGGACAGUUCUAAGUCACACAAUUGCACGAGGCCUGCAUCUGUAGGACGAGUUCCCUAAUAUUCUCUCAUUGUCGUCAUUGUUGGCUGUCACCACACUUGGGACCUAUGAUAUUGCUCUGGAACUGUGAAAUCAUCAUUGAUGGAUGACCUGAACUUGAUAAAAUCCAUUUGUCAGUCUAUCUUUCAUGUGUAAUAUUUGGUUAACAGUUGUGUGUAAUGCUUUGCCCAGUAACAACAGUGUUUAUGCAAUGUAGUCCUCGGUGUAAAUUUAGAAACCAAAUGAAGAGUUUACAUGGGGUUAAGUCAACUCUUUAGACUUUAUGGUUUGUAAAUCAUUAUGAUUGUGAGUUUUCUUGCAUAGCAGGGAUGUCCAAGUUCGUUAGCAAAAAAUAUGGAAC